UAUUGAUUGAGGAGAAGGGGAUGCGCAUCCCUAUCUAUCUCUGCUGCUCCUCGUCGCUCUCCCCUAGCUGCCGGCCUGAAUUCCCUCGUCGCUACUCGCAUCCCAGGCCAGAGUUCUAUAUAAACACGCGCGCCGCGCGCCAAAGCCCAGCUCAUCACACGUCGCCCCACCACACGAAGCAGGCAGCCAGCCUUGCCUGAGCCAAGAACCCUCAUCUCUUGAGGCGCGGGGGCAAUGGCGGUGCAGGGCGAGGAGAGGGAGAAGGCGGCGGCGGCGGCGGCGGCGAGGGGCCACCCGCUGCUGCGCGGGUGGCGGCGCGACAGGUACACGCACGGGAUGCACCCCGCGCAGAUGGAGGCGCUCCGCGCCAUGUGCGGCGCGCUCAUCCCGUCCCUGCCCGCGGACGGCGCCCACGGCCGCGGGGACCCGCCUGGCGGCAAGGACCUCGAGCGCUUCUACCGCGCCUCCGCCGCCGACUCCACCAUCCCCGACGAGGUUGCUGAGCUGAUGGUGACGCGGUGCAUCCGGGAGGCGGUGGCGCUGGCGUGGGUGGUGCUGUGGGUGCUGAGCACGCGUGUGGGCACGCUGCUGCUGUGCGGCCGCCUGUGCCUCGCCGGCGGCUUCCCCUACGUCCGCAAGUUCGCCGACAUGACGCCGGAGCGGCGUGAGGCGGCGCUGCAGCGCUGGAACCGGGUGCGCUGGCUCUUCCCGCUCCGGAUCGCCUUCGCCAUCGUCAAGAUCCUCUGCCACUACGUCUUCUACGCCAUGGUGAACGAGAACUCUGAGAAUCCGUAUUGGAAAGCGAUUGGAUACAGCGUGCACGAGCCACGGGAGGAUCAGACGGAGGCGGCGCCUUCGCCGUCCCGGCCUCUCGACGUCGGCGUCGUGGAGACCAGGCUGCUGGACGACAACGCGCUGCUCAGGUCCCUCGUGGGCAGGGGCCUCACGGUGAAGCCGGUCGCGUCGGACGCGAACCACCACGUAGUGCAAUGCGACGCCGUCAUCGUCGGGUCAGGCUGCGGCGGCGGCGUGGCCGCGGCGGUGCUCGCGUCCGCGGGGUACAAGGUCGUGGUCGUCGAGAAGGGCGACUACUUCACCGCCUCGGACUACAGCUCGAUCGAGGGCCCGUCCAUGGAGCGCCUCUUCGAGCGGGGCGGCAUCUUCUGCACGUCCAACGUUACCACGAUGAUCUUCACGGGCGCCACGGUCGGCGGCGGCUCGGCGGUGAACUGGUCCGCCAGCAUCCGCACACCGAAGGAGGUGACGCAGGAGUGGGCGCGCGAGCACGGGCUCCCGGUGUUCGCGAGCCCCGGGUACGCGCAGGCCAUGGACGCGGUGUGCGCCCGGCUCUCGGUGACCGACGGGUGCCGGGAGGAAGGGUUCCAGAACAAGGUGGUGCGCCGCGGGUGCGAGGCGCUUGGGCUGUGCGCCGACGCCGUGCCGCGCAACUCGUCGGAGGGACACUUCUGCGGGAGCUGCAACUUCGGCUGCCCCACCGGCGACAAGCGCGGCACCGACACGACGUGGCUCGUGGACGCCGUCGCGAGCGGCGCGGUCAUCCUGACAGGCUGCAAGGCCGAGCGUUUCGUGUUCGAGAAGAACAGCGGCGGCGGGCGCGGCAGGGGCAAGAAGUGCGUGGGCCUCGUGUCGACUUGCGCGAGCGACGGCAUCACCAAGAAGCUGCGCAUCGAGGCCAAGGUCUCCAUCGCGGCGUGCGGGGCGCUGAUGACGCCGCCGCUGCUGCGGAACAGCGGGCUCAAGAACCGCCACAUCGGCCGCAACCUGCACCUCCACCCGGUGUCCAUGGCGUGGGGCUACUUCCCGGAGAACAGGCAGGACCCUCAGCUCACCGGCAAGUCCUACGAGGGCGGCAUCAUCACCAGCAUGCACCGCGUCACGGAGCGCACCAUCAUCGAGACGCCCGCGCUGGGUCCCGGCGCCUUCGCCGCCAUGGUCCCCUGGGAGUCCGGCCGCGACAUGAAGGAGCGGAUGCGCCGGUACUCCCGCACUGCGCAUGCGUUCGCGUUGGUCCGCGACCGCGGCGCCGGGUUCGUGGACGGCGAAGGCCGCGUGCGCUUCACCCCGAGCCGCGAGGACGUCGAGGAGCUCCGCAACGGCCUGCGCCGCGUGCUGCGCAUCCUGGUGGCCGCGGGCGCCGCCGAGGUCGGCACCCACCGCAGCGACGGGCUCCGGCUGCGGUGCAAGGGCCUCCGCGACGAGGACCUGGAGGCGUUCCUGGACGAGGUGACCAUCGAGAAGGGGCCCAUGCACUCGACGGCCGACAAGUGGGCGCUCCACUGCUCGGCGCACCAGAUGGGCAGCUGCCGGAUGGGGUCGAGCCCCCGUGACGGCGCCGUGGACGGCCGCGGCGAGAGCUGGGAAGCCGAAGGCCUGUACGUGUGCGACGGCAGCCUGCUGCCCACGGCGGUGGGCGUGAACCCCAUGAUCACCAUCCAGUCCAUCGCCUACUGCCUCUCCAAGGGCAUCGCCGAGACCCUAACGCAGGGCGAGAAACAGUAGCCUGUAUUCGAGACAUGACAGGCGAUGCGUCAAUGCGUGUGUCGGUGUGUGCAACAUCUUGUGCGUGCGUGUUGAUCGAGUGUACCGACUAUACUACAUUGUGAAAAUGGUUUUCACGGUCGGUGGCGGACACGACCUCAAAUUCUAGAUAAGCCGGAUACAAAAGACUACGAAUAAAAAAGAUCACUUUCAAGUGUAUUCAAGGACACUUUCAAUGAUUGAGAAACAAUUGUGCUGGAUUA
Messenger RNA from Setaria italica (foxtail millet), 2762 nucleotides. RefSeq names its product long-chain-alcohol oxidase FAO2. Bases 235 to 2520 code for a protein of 761 amino acids. Gene Ontology annotation, molecular function: flavin adenine dinucleotide binding; long-chain-alcohol oxidase activity. Lineage: Eukaryota; Viridiplantae; Streptophyta; Magnoliopsida; Poales; Poaceae. The record is from RefSeq and is a predicted model, not a curated record. The transcript is spliced from 3 exons.